Molecule: messenger RNA, 3024 nt
Organism: Sphenostylis stenocarpa
Lineage: Eukaryota; Viridiplantae; Streptophyta; Magnoliopsida; Fabales; Fabaceae
Source: the annotation of a GenBank genome assembly
AUGAUCAUGAAGCGCAACAGACUCGUCAUCGUGCAGUCAACUUCCGAACCACACCAAUGGCGGGUUGUGCCCGUCUGUGGCAACCUCUGUUGCGUCUGUCCUUCUCUGCGGGCAAGCUCUAGACAACCGGUGAAACGAUACAAGAAGUUGCUAGCUGAUAUUUUCCCACGCAAUCAGGAGGCUGAACUUAAUGAUAGAAAAAUUGGAAAACUAUGUGACUAUGCUUCUAAGAACCCACUGAGAAUUCCCAAGAUUACUGAUUACUUGGAGCAAAUAUGUUACAAGGAUUUGCGUUAUGAAACCUUUGGCUCAGUGAAAGUUGUCUUGUGCAUAUACAGAAAAUUCUUAUCGUCAUGUAAGGAGCAGAUGCCACUUUUUGCUGGUAGUUUGUUAGAGAUUAUUCGGACACUCCUGGAACAAACCCGAACAGAUGAAAUCAGGAUCUUAGGCUGCAACAUUCUUUUUGAUUUUCUAGAUUGCCAGUUCAUGAAGGCAGUAAAAAUGGAUGCCACUGGUGCUCAAAAUAUCACCGUGCCUUGUGGGACAGAUGGUACAUACAUGUUCAACUUAGAGGGUUUUAUUCCUAAACUAUGUCAAUUGGCUCAAGAAGUGGGGCAAGAUGAACGAGCUCUGCGGCUACGAUCAGCUGGACUGCAAGCUCUAUCCUAUAUGGUGCGUUUCAUGGGUGAGCACUCACAUCUUUCCAUGGUUUUGGAUGAAGUGAUGACUUUGGAGAAUUACGUGAGUCUCCAAUCUUACUCCAAAUCUCCCUUGGAAGAUAAGCUGACUUCAGAGUCCCUGGACCCUCUAGUACAGGGAUUUCCUAAAGUAGAAGAACCUUUAACAGAUAUCACGAAGAAGGACCCUUUGUUGCUGAAAGCUGUGACUGGAAGUGAGAUGGACUUUGUGUUGGAUGCUGCUAAAGAUCCUACAUAUUGGUCAAAGGUCUGCUUGUAUAAUAUGGUCAAAUUAGCAAAGGAAGCUACAACUUUACGGCGUGUUCUUGAACCACUUUUUCAUUAUUUUGAUUCUGAAAAUCAAUGGUCUUCUGACAAAGGAGUUGCUGUUCAUGUUUUGAUGUACUUACAGUCUCUUUUAGCAGACUCAGGAGAUAACUCCUGCCUUCUGUUGUCCAUUUUGGUCAAGCACUUGGAUCAUAAAAAUGUUACUAAGCAGCCUAUCCUUCAGAUUAAUAUUAUUAACACGACAACAAAACUUGCACAAAAUGUGAAGCAACAGGCUUCAGUUGCAAUACUUGGUGCAAUAUCUGACCUCAUUAAACAUUUAAGGAAGUCUCUGCAAAAUUCAGCUGAAGCUUCCAUCUUAGGAAAUGAUGAGUUUAAGUUAAAUACUGAACUUCAAUAUGCCUUGGAGAUGUGUAUAUUACAUCUUUCCAACAAGGUUGGAGAUGUAGGACCUAUUCUUGAUUUGAUGGCUGUGGUGUUAGAGAAUAUCUCAACUACAACCACCAUAGCAAGAACAACAAUCUCUUCUGUUUAUCAAACUGCUAAACUAAUCACGUCCAUCCCUAAUGCUUUCCCUGAUGCUUUGUUUCAUCAACUGCUCCUGGCAAUGGCUCAUCCUGACCAUGAAACACGAGUUGGAGCACACAGCAUCUUUUCUAUAGUGCUUAUGCCAUCACCAUUUCCUCCCCAGUUAGACCCAAAAACAAAGAUGUCUGAGAAGGAAUUAAACGAAAGCUUCUCCAUUCAGCAUGAAAGCCUUUUUGGGGCAGAGCAGAUGAAUGGGAAACCUACGGAAGGAAAGGCAGUAGUUGGUGUCAUAGGGAAAUAUGCAGUUCAUCCAUAUCAUAGUCACGUCUUUUGCGGUGCUCUAACUGAUGGAAAACAUGAGAUAAGUUCUUUUCGGUUAAGCAGUCACCAAGUGAGUCUCUUGCUUUCUUCAAUCUGGAUUCAGGCAACAUCUAUGGACAGUGGCCCCGCAAAUUUUGAGGCAAUGGCUCACACUUAUGGCAUUGCUUUAUUGUUCACUCGUUCAAAGACAUCCAGUUACAUGGCUUUAGUAAGAUGUUUCCAACUGGCAUUUUCCCUCAUGAGCAUCGCUCUGGAUCAAGAAGGAGGUUUACAACCAUCUCGCCGGAGGUCUCUUUUCACUUUGGCAUCAUACAUGCUUAUAUUCUCAGCCAGGGCAGGGAAUUUCCCUGAGUUAAUUCCAAAAGUUAAAGCAUCCCUGACGAAGACAACUGUAGAUCCUUUUCUUAAGUUGGUCGAUGAUGUCAGGCUACAUGCUGUCUAUUUAGAAUCAGAGAAUUUAAUUUAUGGAUCCCAGGAAGAUGAUGUUUCAGCUAUGAAGACACUGUCAGCAGUGAAAUUGGAUGAUAACGAAUUGAAAGAGACUGUAAUAUCAUGCUUCCUGACUAAAUUUUCAAAAUUAUCAGAGGACGAAUUGCCAGCCAUAAAGAAGCAACUUGUGCAGGGGUUUUCCCCUGAUGAUGCGUAUCCACUGGGACCUCCAUUGUUUAUGGAGACACCUGGGCAGUCUUCUCCACUUGCUCAGAUUGAGUUCCCAGAUUUUGAUGAGAUCGUGGCUCCGGUAGCUUUGAUAGAUGAAGAGACCCGGCCCCAACUGAGCGGAAGUCAAUCAGAUCGUAAAUCAUCACUAUCUAGCAAUAGUCCAGACAUUCUAAGUGUUAAUCAACUCUUACAAUCGGUAUUGGAAACUGCACGACAAGUGGCAAGUUUCCCCACUGCAUCAACUCCUGUGCCUUAUGACCAAAUGAAGAACCAGUGUGAGGCACUUGUAACAGGGAAACAAAAGAAGAUGUCGGUUCUUCAGAGUUUCAAGCACCAGCAGGGGUCUAGGGCAAUAGUUCUUUCAAGUGAAAACCCUUUGCCAAUUAAGACAUUGGAGUAUUCAGAAGGUGAUCUGAAGUUGGUGAGUCAGGAGCAAUUUCAAACACAGUAUCAAGUUCGCCUUUGUUCAUAUGACUUUGGACAGCAACAUUCUUUGAAAUUACCGCCUGCAAGCCCCUUCGAUAAAUUCUUGAAAGCUGCUGGAUGCUAA